AUUCUAAAGAUUUAACAGACAGUAAACAAAUUAUAUUCGUUACAAUCACAAUGUCCGUAACAAUUAUGGUAUUGUUGGUUCUAUUCUUGUCUUGCGUGCUUUCCAAAAGAGGUAAGCCGAGACCUAUACUAUAAGUAAUGAAUUACAAGAGCGUUUAAGGUUAUUUGGUACCAAGGUAGAGCCUAAAAUAAAAUGGUUUCUAUUUAAAUAGUGCGUUUAAUCCAUGUUUUCAUUUUAACUACUAAAUUCUGUACUUGUAUUUUCUUACAUUGCGUGAAUAUUUUCUCUAUUGUUUGGAUAGUUUAACCUAUCUUAUUUAUUGGCAAGAAAGAGCACUAUUUGAAGACACUUUUUUUUUUUAAAUUAACAUUAUCGCUUCAAUGCUAAAAUUAAACAAUUAAAAGGAGUUUCUGCUUUAGGCCAUCGAAGCCAUCUUUAGCAGAAAAUAUGCUUUAAAAAAUGUGUUUUCGGAUAUUUUUUGUUUGUUUAUCUCUCUUUUUAAAAAAAAAUAAUUCGAAAAUAUAGAUUAGAUUAAGUAAGAGUACCCGGUAGGUAAAAAGAAAUUAUAAAAAUUUAAAUUUAUACAGGUAAUAACAAAAAAACAAACAAACUGUCGUCUCAUUAUAAAGCCGAUGACAUAACGUAGUUUAUAAACAUUAUUUAAUUCAGCAUUUAACAUAAACGUUUCUUCUUUCAACUAUGUAUGACUCGACACAAUUCAUUUUACACGAUUGGCAUUUUUUUUUAAAAAUCAUAUUGAAGUAAAUAUUUGACUAUCUAUUUUUUGUUUUUCCAGCUCGUAAAACCAAGCAUGCCGUCAACACAGUCGAUACUACAUUGGAUGUGAGAAUGAAACGCCAUGAAAUGUACCGUCUUUCUUCGGAUGCUAUAGAAAGCCCCAUUGGCGAUUUUGCAGAACAAGUCGGCACAAACAUUGACGAUGUGACAGGCCGAGAAGUAAGGGGUCCCCGAUACGUAGUCGGCCACGAAUAUAUCGAUGUCAUUGACGCGUCCAGUGCCGAGGCUGAUCAACAUCAACCGAGUCAAUACGAUACACUGGAUGAAAGCGAUGCUUACGAAUCUGUAAGCUACAAGCAAGUUGGCUUGUGUGAUGGGGAUGCCGAGGUCCAUAAGCAGACCGAUCACGGCGUUCAAAUUUCACAAGUUGAAUAUGCUCGGGAAAUCAAGCACGGCAGACAACGCAUUUCAAAAAGCUCAACCCUGUAAUAACAGAGAAUAAUUUUUUGAACGAAAUGGUGUACAUAUAUCAAUUUGAAUGUUAUUACAUUUUCAUAAACAUCUUGGAGCAGUUAUUUCAAUAAUGUACAUUUUUGGCGGUUUUUUUUUUAAAUUUUUAUUGUAACAUGUUUAACGUAAAGAAGUGCUACAUAAAUGUGUGAAUGUUUGUGUAUGAUUGUGUACCGGUAUAUCGUAUGUGGAGAGAUAGACGUAUUGGGUAAGGAGGAAGAUAGAAAACAAAAGACAGGGUUGGCAUAGUAAUUAGUUGUUGUUUUUUUUGUUUUUUUACGUAAUGAAAAUGCUAGAUUAGUAUGAAUCACUGACAUGAGUAACAAGUUUUAAAGUUCACUCGAAUGUUGCAAAUGAGAAUUCAGUGUUUAUUUUUCAGCAAUUAAAUCACAUCCUGGUUAACAUAGCAACCUUGGGACUCAGUCCAAAACAAAAUACUAAUUAAAACAUUAAACAAACAAAAAACAAACAAACAACGUUUUUAAAAAAAUUCAGUACAUUGCCAUUAGUCGUAUGCGACCACUCAAUAUUGCCUAUGCAUUUUCAUAUGAGUUUCAAGGUAUGGAAUUGUGUUGUUGUUUUUAAUAAACACUAAAACAAUGUUAUUAUUCUCUAUGUUUACAUACGUAUGAAUGCAUGAAAAUAUGAAUCCCCACGUAUGAACUAAAUGCGUUACAAUUAUUGUUGCAAUAGUAAUACAUUUUGCCGAGUCUUCCCGUCCUUAUCGUUUAGAAUACAGUGUAUCCCUCUUUGAACUAGCCCUACACUCUCUACAUUAGUGCUGAUUUAUUCCCAUACACGUUCUUUUAAACCUCAACAGUUUUAUUUUAAUGAAAAUUGCUGGACAUGAUUGACACUUCUUUUAAAUCAUCAGACCCACAUUCGUGCCCCAUUUAGAAUCAUCUUU
Molecule: messenger RNA, 2155 nt
Organism: Lymnaea stagnalis (great pond snail)
Lineage: Eukaryota; Metazoa; Mollusca; Gastropoda; Lymnaeidae
Source: the annotation of a GenBank genome assembly